Molecule: messenger RNA, 3171 nt
Organism: Acomys russatus (golden spiny mouse)
Lineage: Eukaryota; Metazoa; Chordata; Mammalia; Rodentia; Muridae
Gene: Lrch1
Product: leucine rich repeats and calponin homology domain containing 1
Exons: 19
Coding region: 189-2219 (676 amino acids)
Molecular function (GO): protein binding
Source: RefSeq, a predicted model, not a curated record
CGUCGCCGCAGCCCUCAGCUUCCCGGGCUGGAAACCGUAGCGAUUGAACCGCCACCUCUAGCUCUGCGCAGCCCGCCGCCCCUCCCGCCGUCCCGCGGCUUUGCGAGGAAGCGCAGCGGGGACUCGGGGCCACCGGGGAAACCUGUGACCCCCCACGCAGGAGCGGCGGGGCGGGAGACCGGGAGAAGAUGGCGACGCCGGGAAGCGAACCCCAAGCUUUCGCGCCCGCCCUCUCGGUAACCGCCCUGCACCCGCAUCUCCACCAGCACCACCAGCAUCACGGAGGCACCGGCGGCGCGGGCUUCAACCUGCCCUUGAACCGUGGUCUGGAGCGCGCGCUAGAGGAAGCGGCCAACUCUGGGGGCUUGAACCUGAGUGCCAGGAAGCUGAAGGAGUUUCCCAGGACUGCAGCCCCGGGGCACGACCUCUCGGACACGGUUCAGGCAGAUCUGUCUAAAAACAGACUGGUGGAAGUGCCAAUGGAGCUGUGCCACUUUGUAUCACUGGAAAUUCUAAACCUAUACCACAACUGUAUCAGAGUCAUUCCUGAGGCCAUUGUCAACCUGCAGAUGCUGACCCACCUAAACUUGAGUCGAAAUCAGCUGUCUGCUCUGCCCGCCUGCCUGUGUGGCCUGCCUCUCAAAGUCUUAAUCGCAAGUAACAACAAGCUUGGAUCACUGCCUGAGGAGCUAGGUCAGCUCAAACAGUUAAUGGAGUUGGAUGUUAGCUGCAAUGAAAUCACAGCCUUGCCUCAGCAGAUAGGCCAGCUGAAGUCUCUUCGAGAACUGAACGUCCGAAGAAAUUACCUUAAGGUUUUACCACCAGAACUGGUAGAUCUCCCCUUGGUAAAGUUUGACUUUUCCUGCAACAAAGUGCUGGUGAUCCCGAUCUGCUUUAGAGAGAUGAAGCAGCUGCAGGUGCUGCAACUGGAAAACAACCCUCUGCAGUCCCCUCCUGCUCAGAUUUGCACAAAAGGAAAAGUGCACAUAUUUAAGUACCUGAGUAUACAAGCGUGCCAGAUUAAGACAACCGACUCCCUUUACCUCCCCUCCAUUGAGAAGCCACAUUUACACCAGCACGUGGAAGACAGCAAGAAGGACUCUGAUUCCGGUGUUGGGAGUGACAACGGAGACAAGCGGUUAUCUGCCACUGAGCCCUCUGAUGAGGACACGGUUAGCCUCAAUGUGCCCAUGUCCAACAUCAUGGAGGAAGACCAGACCAUCAAGGAGGAUGCGUGCCAUCAUCUCACCCCACCUAAAGGAGAAUUUCAGCCGAAGCCUUCCCUUCUAGGUGACAGCAAGAACUCAGGACAAGAAAGAGACCCGUUUGCUGAUGGAACGGAUGUUCUCCAUUCAGGAUUUGUGAACUACAGUAUCAAGGGAGAAGACUGUGAAGAGCUAUUGCGGAUAGAAGAGGAUGCUCACUGGCCAAUGGAGGGACUACUAAAUUCGUCCAAAGACCAGGAUUUGGAUAUAGCGUUGAUUGAGGAGCUGAGAGAGGUAGAAGAUUUGCUUCAGGAUCCCAACGGUCUAAGCACCGAAAUUACAGAGAGAAGUAUUUUGAACCUGUACCCCAUGGGCUCAGCAGAAGCCUUAGAGUUAUCCGAUCCUACGCUCAAUGGUCAGUUGCAGCUGGAGAUGUCUCCAGACUAUGAGGUUCAAAAUGAUCUGAUGUUACAGAGUAACGGAAGCCAGUAUUGUCCAAACGAGAUGAAAGAGCCUUCCCCUUCAGUGUCUCCUACCGUAAACAUCACAGCUCCGUUUGGCCUGAAACCUCGCUCAGUGUUUCUAAGACCUCAGAGAAAUUUGGAGUCUAUAGACCCACAGUUUACGAUUCGGAGGAAAAUGGAGCAGAUGAGAGAAGAGAAAGAGCUGGUGGAACAGCUUCGUGAGAGCAUUGAGAUGAGGCUGAAGGUCACCCUCCACGAAGACCUGGGGGCGGCCCUCAUGGAUGGUGUCGUGCUCUGCCACCUGGCCAACCACAUCCGCCCUCGGUCUGUUGCCAGCAUCCACGUCCCCUCACCGGCAGUUCCCAAACUCAGCAUGGCCAAGUGCAGGAGAAAUGUGGAAAACUUCUUGGAAGCAUGCAGAAAACUUGGCGUUCCUGAGGAAAAGCUCUGUCUGCCUCAUCACAUCCUUGAAGAGAAAGGCCUGGUCAAAGUGGGCAUGACCGUUCAAGCGCUGUUGGACGUCACCGUCACAAAAGCUCUAUUCACAUGAGACCAAGCCCUUUGCUCUGGGUGGGCUCAGACUCUGCCCAGAGCAGGGACUCUUAACUCUUGCUACCCAACUCAACCUCCUGCCAGUUCCGGGACAAGCUGCACUGACAAGGUGUCAGCCCAAGGGAGGAUUCAGGACCUUUCCGAGUUGCCCUCCGGGUUCGAGUUGGACAGGUAUUUUAUCUGACAGCCAGUAAAGGGAGCUGGCGGAGAACUGAGUAGCAAACCAUUGCCUUUUCAACCUCCUUCAUCCCUUCCACACUCACCAGCUGCCAUUACCAAAUGCCAAGCACAACCGUUUCACAGUGAGUUGCAUCUGCUUGAUCAAAACCAAACUUCUUGCAGAAUCCGUGGGGGGGAGGGGGAUGCAAUCAGGUUGUUUUGUUUGGUUGAUUUUUUUGUUUUUUGUUUUUCUUUUGUUUUUUUGGCCACCAAAAGUUUUCAAGAUGUCUCUUGAGAUCAUUGCCUUUUUGAAAAACUAUUUUCAGCAUACAAAAUAUUUAUAUAAAUAUUAUUUAUUAGUGAGUCGUUAUUCAUCCUUUGGAUGCAAAUUGUAAAUUAGGAAACUAUUUUAUUACUGCUUUUUUGUGGUUAAACAAUUUAUUUUAAUAUUAUAAAUACUGAGUUAUUUUCGAGCCUCUUUGGCGUGUAGGAGUUCCCAGGUCUCAGUGUUCCUAUUUCCUGGUGUAUAUGGUUUAGAAAAGAAAAAUUAAGCAAGAAACACGUGCUUCUGUGACAGAGAGCUAUUUUCUGAGAGGUGUUACCAACCUUUUGAUUUGCAGAACAUUGAUCUUAUUUAUAUUUCUGCAUUCCAUCCUGUUUCCUACAUUCCAGCAGCCCUCUUGUCCCCCAAAUAUAGUAAACUGACUAAAAUCAAGAGAGCACCCCAAAGUUAUUUGUAAAUAGCUAUGUGAAAAAAAAAAGACAUAUUAAACUUGAAGAUAAAAUGUGAA